Messenger RNA from Tachysurus fulvidraco (yellow catfish), 5230 nucleotides. RefSeq names its product polycystic kidney disease 2 (gene pkd2). Gene Ontology annotation, cellular component: membrane. Gene Ontology annotation, molecular function: signaling receptor binding; potassium channel activity; voltage-gated calcium channel activity. Gene Ontology annotation, biological process: potassium ion transmembrane transport; release of sequestered calcium ion into cytosol; detection of mechanical stimulus. The record is from RefSeq and is a predicted model, not a curated record. NCBI's taxonomy places the organism in Eukaryota, Metazoa, Chordata, Actinopteri, Siluriformes, Bagridae. The transcript has 15 exons. Bases 360 to 3071 code for a protein of 903 amino acids.
GACACAGCCGUGGAGAAAUCUAGGGAAAGACUAGUGGAACAAGAUGGCUGAUGUGGGACCAGAAGAGAGUUUUAUCUUCUUUGUAACAAAAUAACGGAGGACACAAGCAUCCGGAAAUACUGUGGAAUUGAUCUUUUAUUCCGUAGUCGUGUAGUUAAAUGUGUUUUUUCUUUGUAAGUGGUAUUUUUCCUUACAAAAACCUGAGUGAAAAAAACUUUUUUGGACAUUUUCUUCAUUUUUGCGGAUUUCUGAUUAAAUAGUAAAAGAAGGAUAUUUUGUAAUAUUUUAUAACAAAUCGAGUGACUUAACAAGGCUGUGUUGAAAGGUAUAUAGCAUACUUUGUUAAAAAAAGAAAAGAAAUGAGUUCUAGUCGAAACCGUUGUCAAGCAGCCAGAACUCCGAACAACGCGCAUGCGCAGAAACAGCAGCCGGUUGAAGGGCUCGAGAUGGAGAGGAUGGAGCCGCAGGGAGAAGUGGGGCUCGGGGUCCCCGAAGAUCAGCCUUCUCCAUCAUCUAACUCCAGCUCCAGACAGGCGUGGAGCAGGGACAACCCGGGAUUCGAGCCUGAAGAGGGUAUGGAGGCGAACUGGAGCCCUGGACGGAGAUCCUUAUCUGACACUUCGAGCAGCGGCAGCAGCGGACUGGGGAAUUUCCCCAGCGGGAGCAACGCGCGCCUCCACCGUGGACUUUACCCGACUCCAUCCGCUGAUGGACUUCAUCACCAGCCGCCAAGCUGGGCAGUGAAGAUCCUGGAGAAAAUCAGACUUCUGUGGGGCACACGUCACCUGGAGGAGAGGGACAGCAGCAGAGAGAUGUACCUGAAGAAUGUUCUUAGAGAGAUGAUCACCUACAUGCUUUUUCUCAUCACCUUAUGCAUAUUAACAUACGGGAUGGUGAGCACUAACAUGUACUACUACACCAAAGUCAUGUCUCAGCUCUUCCUGGACACGCCACUGCCAAGCGGCGAGACCACCACCUUCAGGAGCCUGUCCACCAUGGAGGACUUCUGGAAAUACACAGAGGGGCCGUUCCUAAACGGGAUGUACUGGGAAGUGUGGUACAACAACAAGAGCCUUCCGGAGAACCAGAGCCUCAUCUAUUAUGAGAACCUGCUGUUGGGAGUCCCGCGCCUGCGUCAGGUCAAAGUUCUCAACGAGUCUUGUCCUGUUCACGAGGAGCUGAAGGACGAAGUGUACGACUGCUACGGAGUUUACGCAGCCGCCUACGAGGACAAGAAAUCGUUUGGACUGAAAAAUGGCACUGCGUGGGUGUACUCUGAGGAAAUCAGCCUCGGGGAAAGCAGCUACUCGGGUGAGGUGGGCACAUAUCGAGGAGGAGGUUUCUAUCAGGAUCUGUCUCGCACCAGGGACGAGUCCGACAGACAGCUGCAGGAGCUGAAGGCCAACCUGUGGCUGGAUCGAGGCACCAGAGCCGUGUUCCUCGACUUUUCCGUUUACAACGGCAACAUCAACCUCUUCUGCAUCAUCAGAUUGCUGGUGGAGUUUCCAGCCACAGGGGGCGCUGUGACUUCAUGGCAGUUCCAGACUGUGCGCUUAAUGCGCUAUGUGUCCAGCUGGGACCACUUUGUGGGGCUGUGCGAGGUCAUCUUCUGCUUCUUCGUUCUGUAUUACCUGGUGGAGGAGGUGCUGGAGAUCCGCCUGCACCGCCUGCGCUACUUCAAAAGCUUGUGGAACUGCCUGGAUGUGCUCAUAGUAACGCUAAGCGUGCCUGCCAUCAUCAUGAACAUCUACAGGACCUCAGCAGUCAACAGCAGGCUGAAGUUCCUGCUGGAGAACCACAACACGUAUCCGAACUUCGGUCCUCUCGCUCGGCUGCAGGUCCAAUUCAACAAUCUGGCCGCCAUCAUCGUCUUUCUCGCCUGGGUCAAACUAUUUAAGUUUGUCAAUUUUAAUAAGACCAUGAGCCAGCUGUCCAGCACUGUGUCCCGGUGUGCUAAAGACCUGCUGGGAUUUGCCAUCAUGUUCUUCAUCGUGUUUCUGGCAUACGCACAGCUGGCAUACCUAGUGUUCGGGACACAACUCAACGACUUCAGUACCUUCCAAGCCUGCAUAUUCACACAGUUCCGGAUCAUUCUAGGAGACUUCGACUUCUCAGAGAUCGAAGAGUCCGACAAAGUCCUGGGGCCGAUUUACUUCACCACCUUUGUUUUCUUCAUGUACAUGAUUCUGUUGAACAUGUUUUUAGCCAUCAUCAAUGACACUUACUCAGAGGUGAAGGCUGACAUGGCACAGCAACGAUCUGAAAUGGAGAUUACUGACCUCAUUAAAAAGGGCUACCACAAGGCCAUGGUGAAACUGAGGCUGAGGAAGACUGCGGUGGAUGACAUAUCCGAUAGCCUUCGUCAGGCAGGAGGGAAACUCAACUUCGACGAGCUCCGGCAGGACUUGCGAGGAAAGGGACACUCGGACGCCGAGAUCGAAGCCAUUUUUGCCAAAUACGAUCUGGAUGGAGACCAAGAGCUCACCGAGCACGAACACCAGCAGAUGAGGGAUGACCUGGAGAAAGAGAGAGAGGACUUGGAUUUGGAGCGCAGUUCGCUGCCCAGGCCUCUGAGCGGGCGGAGCUUUUCCCGUGGCCAGGAUGACUCGGAGGAGGAUGACGACGAGGACAGUGGACACAGUUCUCGUCGCCGUGGCAGCAGCUCUGGUGGUGUGUCCUACGAGGAGUUUCAAGUCGUGGUGCGGAGGGUGGACCGUAUGGAACACUCCAUUGGUAGUAUCGUGUCCAAGAUCGAUGCGGUCAUUGUGAAGCUGGAGGCCAUGGAACGAGCCAAGCUGAAGAGGAGAGAGGUCCUUAGCAGACUGCUGGAUGGUAUCAUGGAGGAUGAAAGGAUGGGAAGGGAUACAGAGGUCCACAGGGAGCAGAUGGAGCGCCUGGUGCGAGACGAGCUUGAGCGCUGGGAGUCAGACGACGCCAUCUCUCAGGUCAGCCAUCAACACGCUACUCCGGUCGGUGCAGGAGCGCCGCCCCGCCCACGCAGCACUCGCCCCUCCUCCUCACUGUCCACCGAUGGUCCAGACACCGGAAGCAAUGGAGCUGGACAAGUCUAAGACCUCUCCACCAGCUCCUGUUGCCUUAUGUACUCAAGCACUAAAUGAUCACCUUAUGUCCGUAUCACAGUACACUAGCUAUAUAAUCGAUUAUUAAGCUGGAGUGUAUUCUGAUCAUUAAUCAAGGUACAUUGGCACAGUCUUUAAUCAGCUUUACUCCAUGUACUAAGCAAAAUAGGGCUAGGUUUAUGCAUAAAAAUCAUUUUUGGUUUGUAUAUAUUUAAAUAAGUAAUUUACUUCUUAUUUUAAUGAGGUCAUUGUACAAUGAAGGCAUCAUGUGUGAGACGAUUUAAUAACACGCUUCUAUCCUGCCACAGACAGAAUGUAAAUUACAUGUAAAUUGAUAUUCCAGUGUUACUUUCUUAAACAGAAAGUCGGUAAUCAGUAAUGUUCGGUAUUUCCUUUUAUUUCUUUAUCUUCAGUGAUUACUUUGUUUACAAAACGUCACUAGUAUUUAGCUCAGUUAAAAAAAAUCCUACUUUCACCAAGAAUAAGAAUCACAUAUACUCUACAUGGACAGAACGAAAGUCUGCCAUUAAAAUAAAACUGACUUUUAGGUCAAAUUAAUAGGAAUUUUCAUUCAGAUUAUUAUUAUUAUUAUUAUUAUUAUUAUUAUUAUUAUUAUUUCUGAAUGAAAACAACUCGGACGCAGAAACAGAUUAAAUGGCUUUCUAUUCACUACAUAUCCUCACUACAUAGGGAUUAAAGUAAUGACAUUGUAGUGCACUAUAGCAUUUAAAAUGCCAGUAAGUGCCUGAAAUAUUUAUUUUAUAUGUAUAUUUGAUCAGCUGAUUAUACAAAUAUACAAAAAAAUCCAUGUCAGAAAUGAAAUACUUUUUUCCAAAUCCUUUUCUCACACAAAGUUAAUUUAUUCAAAACAUUUAGAAAACAUAGGUGGGCACGGUGGCUUAGUGGUUAGCACGUUCUCCUCACACCUCCAGGGUCAGGGUUCGAUUCCCGCCUCGUGUGUGUGGAGUUUGCAUGUUCUCCUCGUGCCUUGGGGGUUUCCUCCGGGUACUCCGGUUUCACCCCCUGGUCCAAAGACAUGCAUGGUAGGUUGAUUGGCAUCUCUGGAAAAUUGUCCGUAGUGUGUGAGUGUGUGUGUGAGUGAAUGAGAGAGUGUGUGUGCCCUGUGAUGGGUUGGCACUCUGUCCAGGGUGUAUCCUGCCUCGAUGCCCGAUGACGCCUGAGAUAUGCACAGGCUCCCCGUGAUCCGAGAAGUUCGGAUAAGUGGUAGAAAAUGAAUGAAUGAAUUUAGAAAACAUCAUAUAUAGGUUCAAUAUCAAACAUUUAAGCAGACAUUUUUUGAAGGCAUCAUACAAUAAAAAAGUCCCUCUUUUAAUCAUUAAUUUUUUUUUUUAUACAGACUCAGUAUUUUGUAUUUAAUAAAGUAUUUAGUACUUUAUUUUGUAAUAAAAACACAAGCAUUUUGGUUAUUAAAAGAGGUUUUAGUCACACAUUUGUAGUUGCUUUUAGCUAAUAGAGUUGCUCGAGCAUCAUGCUUUGUCACGUAAACCUAUACCAGGUGAUGUAUUCCUUAUUAAUGUCACUUUUAAAAAUGUUUUUUAUUUUAUUUUAUACCUGUUGUAACUUUUAAACAAACUUCGAUUCGGAGUGCAUCUGCUUUCAUGGGAAGCUUAUCGUGUGCUUGUUUGACUCGUAUAGCUGAAGAUUGCAAAGCUUUUCGCUGAUAUUAGUUUUGCCUCACCACAGAAGACAUGAUGUCAGUAUCGAGAUGACGAGAUCCUCAGAACUGUAUCAUCGGUACUAUUAUUAUAAUACUGCACUCCUAUUGUUCUAUUUUCAUACAAACCUUUUUUUUUUAUCGUUACCCAGAUCUCGUAUGAGUGUCAAUACUUUUGGCAAACUGCAUAUUUUUUUGAUACACCUUUUCUCCACACUGCUUUUGGAUAUAUAUAUAUAUUUUUUUUUUUUGUAUAUUAUAUUCAAUUAUUAAGGCUGAUAUUCAGUAUGAUUCAGUAUGGCGCUGUAUCUUUCCGUUUGUCGACGUCUGUAGGUGUAACGUGAGCUCGUUCCAGUGAGAGCAGAACUUCUAUCAGCAAACAGCUCUGGAGACUUGGCUCUGUAUUUCUGAAUGUUUUAAUCAGUAUUACUGUUUUAAUAUUUGGAUCGUUUGAGAAUAAAAUAUUUGCACAUUU